AUGCUCUUUCGACCGCGACUAGCAAGUGCUACUCUUCGCUGCUUCACUACAUCAGCUACAGCCCAGGCUCAUGUCUCUCACAUAGGCGGAAAGCCUAUUCAAGUUCCCCAAAAUGUCACCUUCUCACCCACCUCGACCGAAUUACAAGUGGAAGGUCCACUCGGAACAACUUCAGUUCCUCUUCACCCAUUCGUUAAAAUCGAUUUUCCCCAGCCUAAUGUCCUAACGGUGGCCGUAGAAGAUUCAGAUAUUAAAGUGCAGAGGCAGAUGUGGGGAACGACGCGAACGUUGAUAUUCAAUGCUAUUACGGGCAUGACAGAGGGUUUCACUGUUCCUCUUUACUUGGUGGGAGUUGGGUACCGUGCAGCAUUGGAGGAAGACCCAAGGGGUACUUCCGAUGGCGGAAAUGGGAAAAGGCUUCAUCUAAGGCUUGGUUAUUCGCAUUCGAUUUUCGUACCCAUACCUCCUCACAUCAAAGCUGAAGUCCCGACGCCGACAAAAAUUGCUCUCUCGUGCACGGACAAACAUCUUUUAGGUUUGUUCGCCGCAAAGAUUCGUGGCUAUCGAAAACCCGAACCGUAUAAGGGCAAGGGUAUAUUCGUUGGCGACGAAAAAAUCAGGAUAAAGAGCGUGAAAAAGAAGUGAUAGACGGAUUUGGAACCCUCGAACUUCAGAAGGGCAAGAAUUAGUUCAAGGAACGAGUGACAUACGCUAUUGGAUACAGAACCACAGGGAAGUACAACAGGGAGAA
Molecule: messenger RNA, 751 nt
Organism: Marasmius oreades (fairy-ring Marasmius)
Lineage: Eukaryota; Fungi; Basidiomycota; Agaricomycetes; Agaricales; Marasmiaceae
Exons: 3
Coding region: 1-645 (214 amino acids)
Biological process (GO): translation
Cellular component (GO): mitochondrial large ribosomal subunit; ribosome
Molecular function (GO): structural constituent of ribosome; rRNA binding
Source: RefSeq, a predicted model, not a curated record